AUGGCUAAAUAUAAAGGAAAAGAAUAUAGAGGAUCAAAAUUUGAAAAAAUCCUAGAGCUUGCUGCAAAACAAGGUGUAGAAGCCUGGGAGAUCGACCCUAAUGAAAUUUAUUCUGAUGAUGAGUCAAAAGAAGAGGAAACGAUAAAUGAGGCUAAAGAGCACGAAGAGGAAAAGACCAAAUUUCUUCAGGAGGAAAUUACUAAAGAAGAGCUAGAAACUUUGAAAGUAAGAAGAGAAAUGAUAGGAGCGAUGCUAAAAGAUGUUGAAGAACAAGAAAAAUACAAGCCUUAUUAA
Blepharisma stoltei is the source of this 294-nucleotide messenger RNA. Lineage: Eukaryota; Ciliophora; Heterotrichea; Heterotrichida; Blepharismidae. The record is from the annotation of a GenBank genome assembly.